This is a messenger RNA of Didymodactylos carnosus, 774 nucleotides long. The record is from the annotation of a GenBank genome assembly. NCBI's taxonomy places the organism in Eukaryota, Metazoa, Rotifera, Eurotatoria, Philodinida, Philodinidae.
AUGUAUAUACCAUCAUAUCCACAUAGUUUUUGUCUCAAUGGUCAAAGUCCUCUUCAAACAUUAACUAAUCAACAGUUUAUUAUUCAAUCUCAUCAAUAUACAUUGAUAAAAAAAAUAAAUAGUGGAUCAUUUGGUACUGUUUAUGCAGCUGUCAAUGAAGACGGCAGGCGAGCUGCUGUCAAAGUAUUUAACAUUGGUGGAUGUACAAGUACCGUGGAACCACUUGAGUUACAGCAUUCAAUAUUAAAAGAAAUAAAAAUAGCUUACAAAAUGCGACGAGACCAUGAAAAUGUUGUAACCAUUUAUGGAUUUGAUUUUAAUCCACACUUAGGCAUAGCAAUGAUUGCUAUGGAACUGGGUAUGGAUAAUUUAACAACAUUAGCACAAAGAUAUCAUUCUCUAAAGCAACAACGCCGAAAUAUACGUGCAACGUUCGGUGCAGAUUAUCGUAAAUCUGGUGAUUAUAUUGGUUCAAUUGAAAGAAAAAUUAUAUGGAAAGAAUUGGUUAAAAUACUCGAGGGUUUAUUCAGACACAAUAUUAUUCAUCGUGAUCUCAAACCUGACAAUAUAGUUCAGUUUGAAAACCCAUCAAUUCCUCUUGAUUUGAAAAUUGUGGAUUUGGGUAUAGCACAAAAUGCAUAUGAAAGACAAAUUGGUACGCCAAUGGGUACACAAUAUUAUAGUGCACCAGAAUGUCUGGAGAUAUAUCAUAUUACAUUUAAAGCAGAUAUUUGGUCAGCUGGUGCGAUACUCUAUUUCAUAACCUAUGGUAUU